Molecule: messenger RNA, 3605 nt
Organism: Schistocerca serialis cubense
Lineage: Eukaryota; Metazoa; Arthropoda; Insecta; Orthoptera; Acrididae
Exons: 5
Coding region: 366-3509 (1047 amino acids)
Biological process (GO): regulation of transcription by RNA polymerase II
Cellular component (GO): nucleus
Molecular function (GO): protein binding
Source: RefSeq, a predicted model, not a curated record
AAUGUUUAUGUUGUGAUUUUUACAGGUGAGGAAAGUGCUAGUGGAUUUUGUGCCGAGGAGGAGUAGAAUCGGUGGGGAUACCGAGUGCCAGGCAAGAGAGUGCAUCCGCAAGAAAUCCAUGCUUGUGCUGAAAGGGUGUCCAAGUGGGUCUAGUGAACUCUUCUCUAUUCACAAGCUUCCUGUCGUUUGCCAAUUCUGCCUGUGGACCCAUGGAUGGUGUCGGGCUCGUUGGUGGCAGAUGCAGUCAGCCCAUGCAUGGACACCUCUACCUGGCUGGUGUAUUUUCUGCAGGAUGCAGCUGAGUAUCCUGGAAGAAGCUGGUGAUGUACUGGUAGAAGGCUCCCAAAGCGAGAAUACCCUUGGAAAUGUGUUCAACAGAUGACAAAUCUGUUCAAAAGCUUGUGGUGACAAAUCAUUGUGGACACAUCAUUAAUACCCUGAAAACAUUUUGCACAGAUGGAAUAUUAACAAAUGUUACUUUUGUGACUGGGACAACCAAAGUUUGUGCUCAUCUUCCUAUAAUCCAGUGCUUCAGUUCACAUAUACUCGACUGCCUCUGUGAUGAAGUAUACUCAGUGUACAUUUCUGAUACAAAAAUCGAUUCUCAUAGCCUGAAGUUAGUGAUUGAUUAUUUUUAUACAGGAGUAGUUGUAGCACCUAAUGAACUUAAAAGUCAGUUUGAUAACAGUGCUAAAUUUUUUGACAUCAAUUUUGUGGCUGCAAGGAAAGAUGUGAAGCAAGAAGGAAUUUACUACACGUUACCCAACUACCCUGAAACAAUAUUACAGGAACUGUGGGACUCACGAAUUGAUCCUUCAAAGUGUGAUGUUAUAUUUGUAACAAGUGGUUAUGUUCAGCUGCAGGCUCACUCUUGCAUUUUAGGUGCCUGCAGUUCCUAUCUGCUACACAUUUUUCAAGAACAUCGAAAAGAAAAACAAAAACCAUUUCUAUUUGUGCUGCCAAAUGUGACAGAAGAUGACUUACAAAUUGUACUUGAGUUUUGUUAUAAAGGAUUUGUGGUGAUUAGCAAUGAAAAUUCAAGAUCUGUGUACAAAACAGCAAAGCUUUUAGGUGUCGAAAAUCUUUGUGAAAAACUUUCCUCAGCAUUUCCAUAUGUUUUAGAAGUUAUGCAAAAAGUUGUAAAUUCAAGAGAACAGAGUAGGAUAAGAACAUCAUUCGGGGCAUGUGAGGAGUCUGGUAUUGUAAGAAAUCCCCUGCAGGACUUGUUUUAUUCUCUGUUGCAGUGUGGUAAUUUAGUUGAUGUUUCUAUAUAUGUGGAAAAUUCAAAACUUGAAGCUCACCUCCUUAUUUUAAGCAUUUUUAGCACACUCUUCAGAAAUAUCACAAGCAAACUCAAAGACAAAUUGAGCCAUACAAUCGUGCUGAUUAGUGGCUUAAGAAUCCAACAUAUACAAGCUUUCAUUGAUUAUAUAUAUAGGGGGGAAGCAGAAUUUCCUGGCAGUGUGUCUGAUUUCUGUAAAUUCAUGUCUGAAUGGUUAGAUUUUGAUUUGCUCCCAGUGUGUGAGAAAAACAGCGUAACAACGCAGUACGAUAAUACGGACUCCGACACAGUUAAUGAGACAUCAUCCAGUGAAAACGUCACAAACAUAUACUCAAUGGAGAAGACUAUAUUCUCAGAGAAUGAAGAUACUGCUGAAGGAAAGGCAUCACUACCUGACACACGGCCUAUUUCAGAAGAAGAAGAAGAAGAAGAAGAAGAAGAUGAUGAUGAAGAAAUCCUGGACAACUUUAAUGAAUAUCAAAACAAUUUGGGGCUGGUGUGUCACAGUUGCAAUGAGACAUUUCCAAAUCGGCAGCAGUUUAGACAGCAUCUGAAAAUUCAUCCUGAUGCUAAAAUGAUGAAAUGUAAAUAUUGUGGCAAAGGCUUUGAAAAACCCAGUCAGAUGAGACUGCAUAUUCGGAUUCACACUGGAUCGAAGCCAUUUCAGUGUGACGUGUGUGGUAUGAGGUUUGCUGCAAAAAGUUCACUCACUAAACACAGAAAAACUCAUACAAAAGACAAGUCGGUGUUGUAUGCUUGUGAUGUGUGCAAUAAAUCCUUUAGUCGAAAGGAGUACGUGACAGAACACUUACGAACUCACACUGGCAGUAAACCGUACGAAUGCUCCAUAUGUCAUAAAGCAUUCGUCGGAAGGACAGGUCUCAAUCAUCAUAAAAAAAUUCACACAGACAACAAUUCUAGGAAAAGUACUGUGUGUGAGAUAUGUGGUAAAAACUUUACACGUCACGCACUGUGGACACACAUGAAAUCGCACAAUAAAACUCACCGUUGUGAACUUUGCGGUAACUUAUUUUCAACUAAAACUGCUUUAAAAAUACAUAUUGCUGGCUCUCACUUAGGUCAUAUGAGCCACCAGUGUGAUAUCUGUGGAAAAGGUUUUAUGCAGAAGAACCACCUUCUACGGCAUAUGGACACACAUAUAAGAGAAGGUCAAGAUGAAGACAAAUUUUCAUGUGACAGCUGUGAAAAGAAGUACAAAACUGAAGAAAAACUGAUUUCUCACAGAAUUCGUGAGCAUUCUAAACCUGGUGAACGCCCCUACUCGUGUAAUAUAUGUAACAAGAAGUUUUCAGGUCGCAGCACAGUGAUUUACCAUCGGCGAACCCACACCGGUGAACAACCACACGAGUGCACCACUUGCGGCAAAACCUUCACUCGCCCUGACGCACUGCGACAGCACACACGUUCCCACACAAAUGAACGGAAGUUUACCUGUUCAGUAUGUAACAAGAAAUGUUCCAGCAGAGAUACGCUAAACAAGCACCUCCGGUCCCACAAGGGCACAGAAGACAAAGGUGAUACCACUAAUGCUGAUAAUGUUCCAGCUGACGAAUGUGAGAGAGUGUGUUCGCUAGACAGAGACCAGUGUUCACAUUCCACACUGCACACAUCCUCGAGACCCCAUCGCUGCAACAUUUGCCGAAAAUCAUUUCGUUACCGUGACAGUUUAGUUAAGCAUACCCAGAUACACUCGUCAGUUAGCCUGCAGCUACCAGGAGCAAAUGAAUUACCCAGUCUAUUUUCAUUUCAUAUGUGUGAGCAAUCAUACACGCAGGACUGUGAUGAAGAAACUCAGAAAAAUACCAGUUUUUGCACUGUAACUGAAUUGUUAAACCACAAUGAAGCACAAGAAUUAAGUGUCUCUUCAGCAGCCGUAACUGAUAGCAGUCUUGUUUCUGAACUGAAAAAUACUGCUUCAGGAUCAGUAGCAACGCGGAGGCCGUUCAGUAUAACUAUUGAUGGAAAUCUGUGCUGCAAUUCUGAUGUGUUGUUACCUACUGAUGAUAGUAUAGUAGCAUUAGUGCCUGCUCUUUCACAAGAAGUGUCUGAUCCCAUUGCAAAAGACCCACACAAUGACAAAGAUCAAAGCACUGCAAUUACAGAACAAUCUCCUGCAGUUCCAACAACAGACAGUGAUAAUGUACCACAAUCGGAGCCAUGUUUCUCAACAAUACUUUCAAAGUCGUUUGAACUCCAGGCCAUCUGAUGUUUGAUAUACAUUUUCUUCAGGGCAUAAAAAAUGACUGUAGACUUGAAAUUAUUCUUUUUGUAACUUUCUAUAAAAUGUUUUCAGAGUACACUU